This is a messenger RNA of Cajanus cajan (pigeon pea), 1756 nucleotides long. The record is from RefSeq and is a predicted model, not a curated record. Lineage: Eukaryota; Viridiplantae; Streptophyta; Magnoliopsida; Fabales; Fabaceae.
AUGUCUUUGUCAAUAUUAAGGUUUAGGUUUUCAAAAUUUCUUCCUUUUUAUGCAAAUGCAAGCUUCCACUCUCAAUCUCUCAAUCACGACGAUGCCGUUGCCUCAUUCAAUCGCAUGCUCCAUAUGCAUCCUUCCCCACCCAUCUUCCAUUUUGGCCACAUUUUGGGAUCCCUUGUCAAGAUGAAGCAUUACCCAACUGCUAUUUCGCUUUCCAAACAAUUGGAAUUCAAAGGGAUUACACCAAAUAUUGUUAUUUUGAGCAUCCUCAUCAAUUGCUUCUGCCACCUCGGUCACAUCAAUUUUGCCUUUUCUGUGUUCGGCAAGAUUCUCAAAAUGGGAUAUAAGCCAGAUGCAAUAACCCACACAACACUCAUCAAAGGUUUAUGUUUUUGUGGUCAGCUUAGGAAAGCACUGCACUUUCAUGAUUGCCUUAAAGCUCAAGGAUUUCAGUUGGACCAUGUUAGUUAUGGGACUUUGAUCAAUGGUCUUUGUAAAUCAGGAGAAACAAAGGCUGCCAUACAGUUGCUCAAAAGGAUUGAAGGGCAUUCAAUUAAGCCUAAUGUGAUAAUGUAUAGCACAAUCAUUGACGGCUUAUGCAAAAAUAAACUUCUUGCUGAUGCGUGUAAUUUGUAUUCUGAAAUGCUUGUCAAAAAGAUUUCUCCGGAUGUUGUAACUUUCAGUAGUUUAAUGUAUGGCUUUUCCAUUAUGGGUCAUUUUAAAGAAGCAAUUGCUUUUUUAAAUGAUAUGAAAUUGAAAAACAUCAACCCAGAUAUUUAUACCUUCAACAUAUUGGUUGAUGCGUCAUGUAAGGAAGGAAAGAUAAAAGAAGCUAAAAUUGUGAUAGCUUCGAUGGUAAAAGCAGGUGUGGAACCUAAUGUUAUUACUUAUAAUACAUUAAUGGACGGAUACUGCAUGGUUAAUGAAGUGAAAAAAGUAAAGCAUGUAUUCAACUCUAUGUCCCAAAUAGGAGUGGCACCUGAUGUUUAUAGCUAUACUAUCAUGAUUGAUGGAUUAUGUAAGAAGAAAAUGAUAGAUGAAGCCAUCAAUCUUUUUGAAAGAAUGCAAUGCAAAAAUAUAAUUCCUAAUACUGUAACUUAUACUUCACUUAUUGAUGGCCUGUGCAAAUCGGGAAGGAUAGUUGAUGUUUGGAAUCUUAUUGAUGAGAUGCAUGAUAGAGGUCAACCUGCCAAUAUAAUUACCUACAGUUCCUUAUUGGAUGCUUUAUGCAAAAAUGGUCAUCUAGACAGAGCAAUUGAAUUAUUCAAGAAAAUGAUUAGUUGGAGAAUUCAGCUAGAUAAGUACACAUACACAAUACUUAUUGAUGGACUGUGCAAAGGUGGAAGAAUUGAGAAAUCGCAAGAAGUUUUUCAGUAUCUUUUGACUAAAGGCCAUCAUCUCAAUGUCUCUACAUAUAAUGUUAUGAUCAAUGCACUUUGUAAAGUGGGGCUGUUUGAUGAAGCAUUGGCCUUGCUGUCAAUAAUGGAAGACAAUGAUUGCAUGCCUGAUGCUAUAACUUUUGAAAUAAUUAUUUCUUUUCUAUUUGAAAAAGACGAGAAUGAUAAGGCAGAGGAACUUCUCCGAGAAAUGAUUGCUAGAAGUUUAUUGUAAGUGUUAAAUCAGGUGAGAUGCUUUCUAGUUACUAAAGAAUAACUAGGUCAUUUGAUUUGUGACAAAAAAUAGUUAGUCAUUAAUUCUCUUGAUUCAUAUUAACUAUACGUAACCUAUUUUCAAUUACUUAUAUAUGCAAAUGUGUUCC